Molecule: messenger RNA, 1264 nt
Organism: Musa acuminata AAA Group (dessert banana)
Lineage: Eukaryota; Viridiplantae; Streptophyta; Magnoliopsida; Zingiberales; Musaceae
Product: chloroplast protein FOR GROWTH AND FERTILITY 2
Exons: 2
Coding region: 25-1164 (379 amino acids)
Source: RefSeq, a predicted model, not a curated record
UCGCUGAGCGCUCUCCUUCUUCUCAUGGAGAGGCUUAUCCCUUCCCCCUGUCGAACGGCUCCGCCCUUCGCGAGGCCUCGCCCGCCUGUCCUCCUCCGGCGACCCCCAUCGUACCCCAAGCACAGCCUUCCUUGGCUCCCGCGCAAUGGCUUCAAGCCCGUGGCUUCGCUCGUCUCCAAACGAGUAGGACCGCCGCCGCCGCAUCCCACGCCUGCUGUUCCUAGCUCUUCCUCCUCCCUCUCCGAUGCCUCGGCUUCUCGCUCCGCCGAGGAGGCCCGGAAGGCUGAGCUAUUUCCCGAAAGAAGAGCAUCCGCCGGUUCUAUCCUGCGAAAGAUCUCUUCCUCUCAGGCUGUACAUUCUGCAGUGCUUGUUCUCACAUCAGCAAUAAUUUUUACAAUAAUCCAACCAAUUCUAGUGCCGCCCUCCUAUGCAACAGUGCAGUCUGCUGCCAGAUCUGGUGGAAGGCUCAUUAGAACGGAAUUAUUAAGCAGUGCAUGGACUGGUUUUCUUGCUGGUUGCCUACACACAUUAUCGGGCCCUGACCAUCUUGCUGCCUUGGCUCCCUUAUCCAUUGGCAGAACGAGGAUCGAGAGUGCUGUAGUAGGAGCCCUUUGGGGAUGCGGCCAUGAUACUGGUCAAGUGGUAUUUGGAUUACUGUUCCUUAUGCUCAAAGAUCGUCUGCACAUUGAGGUCAUUCGUACAUGGGGAACAAGAGUUGUUGGUUUAACUCUGCUUGUCAUUGGUGCAAUUGGAUUCAGAGAGGCCUCAGAGGUGCCCACGCCUUGUGUCGCUUUAGAAAAUGGGGAGUGUGAUGUUAGUAUCUACGAGCACUUGGAUGCAGGUCCGACUGGGAAAAAGAAGUUUGGACUUGCAACCUUUGCUACCGGCAUUGUGCAUGGUCUGCAGCCUGAUGCACUCAUGAUGGUCUUGCCAGCGCUAGCACUUCCGUCGCGCUUGGCUGGUGCUGCAUUUUUGUGUAUGUUUCUUGUUGGCACGGUGUUUGCCAUGGCAAGUUACACAGUUUUCAUAGGUUCAUUCACUCAGGCACUGAAAGAAAGGGUUCCUAGGAUUACAGAGAAGCUAACAUGGGCUGCUUCUCUUGUAGCAAUAUCCAUGGGACUAGCCAUUCUCAUUAGCCAGUUCUUUGGUUUUAGUCUGUACUGAUUUUUCAUCUUUAAAAUCUUGCAAAGAAGCUAUUAGUAGAUCUGCAGAGUUUGCUGUAUGACAAAAACUACUAUUAAUUUGUUUCUUUUGGAUUACUUUA